Octopus sinensis (East Asian common octopus) is the source of this 1938-nucleotide messenger RNA. RefSeq lists its product as uncharacterized. The record is from RefSeq and is a predicted model, not a curated record. NCBI's taxonomy places the organism in Eukaryota, Metazoa, Mollusca, Cephalopoda, Octopoda, Octopodidae. The coding region runs from base 69 to 1271 and encodes 400 amino acids. The transcript is spliced from 2 exons.
CCUGUUUCACUGUAGUUUGGAAGGAAAGAGACGCAAUACAGCGAGUUAUUAAGUAAGAAACUUUCACAAUGAAGAAAUGCCCAAGAACUAGAUUUCACCCAAUUCAAGUUCUUGGAUUCAUUGCUGUGGUCAGCAGCUUCUUUCUACUGUUUGCCUGGAACCAAUAUUCUGCGAAUAAAGAAUAUACAGUGACAACAUUAAACAAACACUACCAAAAGUUUAUAAAUAAUUCUAAGGAAUUUCCAAAUAAUCAAGUGCAUCAUAUAAAUAAGAAAACUGUAAGCAAAGAAAAACAGGAAUUGGUUCAGUUAAACAACAAAACUAAAUAUACUAUUUUCUACUGUGUUAGUCAUACAGUGUGUGGAGGUUGGGCAGAUAGGCAGCAUGGAAUAAUUUCUGUAUAUUUAAUGGCACAGGCCAUGGGUCAUCGUUUUGGCAUCAUUAUUUCAAAACUUUGUAAUUUUACUAAUUAUUUUCAACCAAACAAAAUUAACUGGACAAUUGACCCAAAAGAGUUGCAUGGCCUAAGAAGUCGUCACCUUUAUUUGAUUGACAACAAUACGUACAUUUCCUCUUUACAAUCAGCAGACUUAGAAAUGCUUUACCCUGAAGAUGUCCUCUAUGUGACAACAAAUCUAAUCUAUUUUCAUGCCUUGAAACGGAAUCCUCGCUACAAAGAACAACUGCAUUGGGCAUCAAAAAUGUCAUAUGGAAAUUUAUUUGCUAAAAUGAUGAAUUUAUUGUUUCGCUUCAGCGAUGAUUUACAGGAAAAAUUUGACAAAUUCUUUGAAGUCAAUAUCCCCAAGCCAGAUAUACAUCUGGUUUGUGCUCAGAUUCGAAUGGGACAGAACCCUAGUGUUCCAGGAGAUCCCCCAAGGAAUUCAAUGUCAAGUAUUCAGAUUAUCUGGAACUUGUUAAAUAAGUACAACACAAGCAAGUACAAAAUAUUUGUGACAACAGAUUCAGAAGAGGUACAGGCGAUAGCUUUUAAAAAAUUUUCUCCUCAAAUUGUGUACACAUCAGGGGGAAUAAUGCAUAUGGAUCGGCCACGUAAGGAGAUGAAAAACCAGUGUGAUGGUGUAAGGAAGGCGUUUUUGGACCAAUAUAUUCUGAGUGAAUGUGAUACGUUGAUAAUAAGCCGAAGUGGUUUUGGUGAAAAUGCUAUGAUGAUGAGCCAAAAAGACAACAAAGUGUUUUAUUUUAAAAAAGGAAAUAUAACACAAAUCAGCAAAGAAAAAUUUUCUGCCAUCUGGCAAAAAAAUUGGUUGUGAAAUAAAAUUUUUUUGGCAGACAGAAUCUGAAAGUGACAUCCAUGUCUUAUCAUCAUGUUAAGAUCUUAAGAUACUGGAUGCAUAGAAUUUCAUUGGUCUUUCAAUAAAACAGCUUAUGAGGAAUAAGGCAUAACAUACAAACAUACAUAGCAAUUGAUUUUCCUUCAAAACCAGAAUGUUUUCUUGAAAUUUUACUGAAGAACUAUUAAAAAUCUUCAAAUUUCUAUAGGCAACUUAUAUCAUUGUUUUAUGCCUAAUUUCCCAUGAAUAUCUGUUUGGAUACUUUUCCUGAAUGAUGAACCUCAGGAAGAUGACGAACCAAGUUCUAGUAUGGGUCCACCAUCGUAUACAAGACUCAUUUGCCUUGAUACCUUUAUUCCAUUGAUUUUAUGUCCUGAUGGAAAUGUUCUCCAUGCUAGUCACUCUCUCUCUCUCUCUCUAUUUAUCUAUCUACCUGUCUGUGAGACUGCAUGUCUGCCUAUAUAUCCAUCCAUUUCUCCGUCCAUCCACCCAUCCAUAAUUCCAUUCAACCAAGAUCAUCUCUCUGUCUAGUUGUCUAUCUCUCUCUCUCCCUCACUCACCCACUCACUCACUCACUCAAUCAAUCAAUCGGUGAAACAAUCAAUCAAUAUUUUGUACAGGAGCAAUUAAGAGUUUAUAUAUUCAA